Molecule: messenger RNA, 1159 nt
Organism: Tarenaya hassleriana
Lineage: Eukaryota; Viridiplantae; Streptophyta; Magnoliopsida; Brassicales; Cleomaceae
Product: acyl-protein thioesterase 2-like
Exons: 10
Coding region: 155-913 (252 amino acids)
Molecular function (GO): hydrolase activity
Source: RefSeq, a predicted model, not a curated record
UCCACAUCAGUUUUUACAGAUUAUUAUUGCCUGACCAGGUCUGCCAUUUUCGACCUCUUGAAGCUUCUGCGUUCGUAGACUCGAGCUUCGAAAGGUUUAUUUGUCCUGGGAAUCCUUGCUACCAUCUUGUUGGUGGCCUUACCUGUGAUUCGAUAUGAGUUUUCCCGGUUCUUCUGUCGGUUCAAGCAGAGUUGCGGGAAGAACGGUUGAGUUUGGGAAAACUCAUGUUGUUCGGCCAAAGGGUAAACAUCAAGCAACUAUAGUUUGGCUUCAUGGGCUUGGCGAUAAUGGCUCCAGCUGGUCACAGCUCCUGGAGACCCUUCCCCUUCCAAAUAUCAAAUGGAUAUGCCCUACUGCUCCAUCUCGACCGAUAAGCUUGUUUGGUGGUUUUCCCUCCACAGCUUGGUUUGAUGUUGUGGACCUCAAUGAAGAUGCUCCUGAUGAUACGGAGGGAAUGGAUGCGGCCGCUGCACAUGUUGCAAAUUUGUUGUCUAACGAGCCUGCUGACAUUAAAUUGGGCAUUGGAGGCUUCAGCAUGGGUGCAGCAACAUCUCUUUAUUCUGCUACUUGUUUUGCUCUUGGUAAAUAUGGAAAUGGCAACCCAUACCAUGUCAAUUUAACCGCAGCCAUAGGCCUAAGCGGUUGGCUUCCAUGUGCAAAGACAUUGGCUGGCAAACUGGUAGAGGAAGAGGCCAAGCAUCGAGCUUCAUCCUUGCCCAUUUUACUUUGCCAUGGAAAAGGUGACGAUGUGGUGCCUUUCAAUUUCGGUGAGAGAUCUUCACAAGCAUUGAUCGCUCACGGUUUUAAGAACGUGACGUUUAAACCUUACAGCGGGCUUGGUCACUACACAAUCCCGCAGGAGAUGAACGACUUCUGUGCGUGGUUGACAUCGACCCUAGGGCUCGAGGGUUGAUCCUAAUUUCUUUCCGACCGCCUUGAAACUGCUCGGUAUUCAUAAGCUUUCGGGUACUAUAUGAUAUAAUCGGGUAUAGGUUUGGUUUCCAUCUAUCUUUUGUUUUUUUUAACGGUAAACUAACUUAAAAGACAGUUCAUUCAUUCAGCUAUUUCGGGUAUUCACUUGCGAGACGGUUAUGUAAGAAACUCGGAUUUAUUUGGUUCGUAUUCGAUUCAAGUGAUUUCGUAUUCGAGUUUUCCGAUA